This is a messenger RNA of Lachancea nothofagi CBS 11611, 675 nucleotides long. The record is from the annotation of a GenBank genome assembly. Lineage: Eukaryota; Fungi; Ascomycota; Saccharomycetes; Saccharomycetales; Saccharomycetaceae.
AUGGGACUUCUCAUGAAAUUGAAUCCUACGCUACCAACGCAAAUUGCCGUGAAGGCAAUUGUGUUCGACAUGGACGGAACGCUAUGCAUACCGCAAACCUGGAUGUUCAGAGCCAUGCGCGAAGCCGUGGGACAUCAUGACCCGCAAGUUGAUAUCCUGACGUUUGUAGAUAACUUGCCCUCGCAGAGGUUGCGGGACGAAGCCAAUUUGCAGAUCCAGAAAGUAGAAGCGCGCGCUAUGGCGGAAAUGAAACCGCAACCAGGGUUGAUAACGCUUCUGGAGUACUUGACACGAAAAGGUGUAGACACGAGUAUUUGCACGCGGAAUUUAAUCACUCCUGUGCGGCACCUGAUUUCGAAUUUCGUGCCCGCUGAACACGAUCGAUUCCACCACAUAUUAACACGAGAGUUUCGUCCCACAAAGCCCAACCCGGACCCGCUAUUACAUAUUGCUCAGCUGCUUAAAAUAUCGCCGGCAAACAUGAUCAUGGUUGGCGAUUCGUACGACGACAUGGAGUGCGGGGCGGCAGCAGGAUGUGCCACUAUCUUGGUGCGCAACGAUACUAAUGGUGCGCUUCUCGAGACGCGAGGACACUUGAUUGAUGCAGUGGUCUACGAUUUAGCAGACAUUAUACAAUUGUUGGAGCGUGGGUUUAGCAAGAAGGUGCGGACAUGA